Messenger RNA from Coregonus sp. 'balchen', 13166 nucleotides. NCBI's taxonomy places the organism in Eukaryota, Metazoa, Chordata, Actinopteri, Salmoniformes, Salmonidae. The record is from the annotation of a GenBank genome assembly.
ACCCACAAAUCCCAGCCCAAGAGUCAAUCUACCACCCUUCACCGUCACGAUAAAAUGCGAGAUGGUUUGUCAGAUCCUACACCACCAUUCAAAAUGCUCCGGCACUCAGAUGAAAGUCCAGUCAAUAAGCACAGUGAUGGACACAGCAAAACAAAAACAUUUCACACACUCCGAGGCCAAGAUGGUGGUAAGCCCAAAGAGAACCUAGUUACACACAUACAGAAGAUGGUAUUUUCUCUGUAUAUUUGUCAACAGUACUUUGCAUUUUGUAGCGUGGUUGUGCACAGAGAAGCUUGCUUUGAUUAGCCAGUUCAGAUAUCCUAGCCUGGUCCUAGAUCUGUUUGUGCUGGUUAGCCAUUUCCUGUGGGCCUUGUUAUGCCAAACAACCCUAAGAGUUGGCCAUACAGCACCACCAUAUCUGGGACCAGGCUAGAAAUAGCAUACAUCAAACUGUUGAUAUACACUGUUAAUUGGGCUAUUGAAAGCUCUUGGACUACUUCCCCACACAUGACACCUGCUCAAAGCGUACAUAGCUACUUGAGGACAACAAGAAGUUGAGUCUGUAAGGCCCAAUUCACGACUGAAGAUAUCCACACACCACUGUUGGUCAAGGCUAUACACAGACAUCAAUGCAAGAUUAACAUAAGUUAUGUUGCUGAAGUUCCACAGGGGCUUUAUUUUAGCUAGUUAACUUGUCGUUGUCUUGUCAAAUGAGAAAGUAUUGUAGAAUGCUGAAACCGCCGUGCACCUACCUAGGCUAGCUACAUUGGUAUGAUUCUCUUGCGCACUAAAGUAUACAUGGUACGUCAUGAAAUGGAAAACUGCUGUAAAUUCCAUGGUACUGCAAACAUAUUUUGUUUAAUGGAUGGGGGGUAGCCUAAUCUGUCAUGUCUAUGGUUGCUAAUUGUGUGGUAUUUUAUUUUAUUUUUGGCAUUUAGCAGACGCUCUUAUCCAGAGCGAUUUACAGUUAGUGAGUGCAUACAUUAUUAUAAUAAUUUUUUCAUACACCAGGCUGUGGUUAUAAAACAUCAUGGGCCUCUGAGUCACAGGACAAGCUCAGCGACUGCUUUGGUCAUAUACAUUGAUAUUUUAAUUUGUAGUCAUUGUUUACAGUUCAGUUUCGUGUGACAAAUGAUCUCAAUCGGCUCUGUCCGGAUAUUGUGUAGAGGAUGAUUGUUCUCUGGUGUUUUGUCUUCAUCGUAAGUGUUCUUGUAAAUGUUCCCAACAUAUCGUUUCUUUUAAAGGGCCCAGCUGCUCUCCGCAAGAGAAUUCUCACAACCACAGCUCCAACUUGCACUCAAAUCAAACCAAGGCGUCAGACACAGUAAGAUACUUCGUUUUUUCUUGAACAAAUGAUUUCUGAAAGUAGGCAUCCACCAGGCUGUGGUUAUAAAACAUCAUGGGCCUCUGAGUCACAGGACAAGCUCAGCGACUGCUUUGGUCAUAUACGUUUAUAUUUUAAUUUGUAGUCAUUGUUUACAGUUCAGUUUCGUUUGACAAAUGAUCUCAAUCGUCUCUGUCCGGAUAUUGUGUAGAGGAUGAUUGUUCUCUGGUGUUUGUCUCCAUCCAUCCUCAAGAAGUUGAUGAUGAGAAUAUGUCCUUAAAAAAAAAAAAAUCCCAGCACACUGCAGUUUUAGCCAACAUUCACAACCAGAAACAAACCCCUCCCCUCAUCUGCAGAGAAACAAUGGACUAGAGUUACUUUCUCAUUGAGUAAUCAGCCCCUGGAACUGAAGGGUUAGCUCAGCAUGCACUUGUGUCAAGAAAUUACCGGAUGAAUGCCUCUGAGCCUGGCCCAGUAGCCAAGUAAAACUGCUAGCCUUGUUGGGCACGUCCUCCUAGCCCCAGCUGUAAAUCUCAGGGUUGGCAGGGUAACACAGAUAUGCAGCGUUUCAGCGUAUAGGCAUACCCCCCCCCGACAACCACAUAGCGUUUCAGCAUAUAGGCAUACCCCCCCCCCCCCGACAACCACAUUUGACUGAGGAGGCAGACUAGCCUAAAUAGUGUGCAGGAUCAGCUUGCUUUUAUCAACAGCGCUAGGGCUAUAGGCUCACUUCCUGUAUUUACAUCUGGAAGUGAGAAAAGGCUCACAAUGGCCGUAAAGAGACUUGAGGCCUUAAAACAUUGCUUUAUUGUAUUCAAAAUAUUUGUGUCUUAACUCCAAAUAAGGUUAAAGUGUUAUUCCCCCCCCCCCCCCCCCAAUAUAAACCAUAGAAUGGUUCUAAGUAUGAGAAGCCCAACAUUAGGCCUAAUACUUUAUUGAGCAAGGACCCCCCCACACCGGAUUUCACAUUGGAAUCUGAUUACUAGCCACUAGCCUUUACCCUGACUUUCCAAAUGUAGGCCUACUUGAACCGAAUGUCUGUGCACUCUGCUAAACCUACCCUAGUGUUAGUUAGUUAGUUAACCUAUUUGUCGCGCCUUCUUCCCUCAGCCUCACGAGCCUGCAGACGACUGGUCGGAGCACAUCAGCUCCUCGGGCAAGAAGUACUACUACAACUGCAGGACUGAGGUCUCUCAGUGGGAGAAGCCCAAAGACUGGCUGGAGAGGUAAGGAGUCAACUAAUGGAUAAACAGUCUCUCACUGGAGAGGGAAGGCCUCGACUAAUGGAUAAACAGUCUCUCACUGGAGAGGUAAGGACUCAACUAAUGGAUAAACAGUCUCUCACUGGAGAGGGAAGGACUCGACUAAUGGAUAAACAGUCUCUCACUGGAGAGGGAAGGCCUCGACUAAUGGAUAAACAGUGUCUCACUGGAGAGGGAAGGCCUCGACUAAUGGAUAAACAGUGUCUCACUGGAGAGGGAAGGCCUCGACUAAUGGAUAAACAGUGUCUCAUUGGAGAGGGAAGGCCUCGACUAAUGGAUAAACAGUGUCUCAUUGGAGAGGGAAGGACUCGACUAAUGGAUAAACAGUGUCUCAUUGGAGAGGGAAGGACUCGACUAAUGGAUAAACAGUGUCUCAUUGGAGAGGGAAGGACUCGACUAAUGGAUAAACAGUGUCUCAUUGGAGAGGGAAGGACUCGACUAAUGGAUAAACAGUGUCUCACUGGAGAGGGAAGGCCUCGACUAAUGGAUAAACAGUGUCUCACUGGAGAGGGAAGGCCUCGACUAAUGGAUAAACAGUCUCUCACUGGAGAGGGAAGGCCUCGACUAAUGGAUAAACAGUCUCUCACUGGAGAGGGAAGGCCUCGACUAAUGGAUAAACAGUGUGUCACUGGAGAGGGAAGGCCUCGACUAAUGGAUAAACAGUCUCUCACUGGAGAGGGAAGGCCUCGACUAAUGGAUAAACAGUCUCACUCGUAAACAUCAUACUGUUCUCCUCUUUUCCCACAACUCUUCCGUUUCUACCCUAAAACUCAAUACAGUCCAAAAUGGCCGCGGGGGCCCAAUACUACAUUUCUGAACCUCAUUUAAUCGAUUGAACUAUAGCAUGCUGAAAGGUCCCAAAACUCAGAUUGGUAGAGUACACAUUCUGACAGAUGUCGGAAAAUUAAAUGAACACUCCCAUACUGUAUUCAACCAGCAGUUACGCUGUUUAAUUAAAAGUAAUCCUGACAAUGAAAUUCAUUUUCUGUGUUUCGUUGUGUCCAGAGAGCUGAGGCAGAAAGACCCGUCUAAGAGAGAGUCCAACACGUUCCCUAAAGACCGGGACUACAGACGUGAGUCUGUGGACACAGCCACCACAAGUAAGUAUGAAAACUACAAAGGAGGUGUGUAUGGGAGUUGUUGUCUAGGAUUCAGAUACACUAACCACAUCUGGAUUUUGAUGUAUCUGCCUCUUUUAAAUAAUACUUUUUGUUGUUAUAGUAUGACUAUAACUUUUGUGUGAAAUCAUCUUCAUCUUCAGUCUUACAAUAUGGCCGUGUGUCGAUGGUAUGAAGUGACUUCAUUUCCUUGUCCUCUCCUUCCUCUGCACUGAUCUGAAAAGACUUGACAACUGUAUGCGUUAUGGCUAUCACCUUUUCAAUUAACAAAAAGGAGAGGAGGAAAGCAAGUCAGUGUGAACUACAGAGAGGUGCAUCCUAUACAGUGGGGAGAACAAGUAUUUGAUACACUGCCGAUUUUGCAGGUUUUCCUACUUGCAAAGCAUGUAGAGGUCUGUAAUUUUUAUCAUAGGUACACUUCAACUGUGAGAGACGGAAUCUAAAACAAAAAUCCAGAAAAUCACAUUGUAUGAUUUUUAAGUAAUUCAUUUGCAUUUUAUUGCAUGACAUAAGUAUUUGAUACAUCAGAAAAGCAGAACUUAAUAUUUGGUACAGAAACCUUUGUUUGCAAUUACAGAGAUCAUACGUUUCCUGUAGGUCUUGACCAGGUUUGCACACACUGCAGCAGGGAUUUUGGCCUACUCCUCCAUACAGACAUUCUCCAGAUCCUUCAGGUUUCGGGGCUGUCGCUGGGCAAUACGGACUUUCAGCUCCCUCCAAAGAUUUUCUAUUGGGUUCAGGUCUGGAGACUGGCUAGGCCACUCCAGGACCUUGAGAUGCUUCUUACGGAGCCACUCCUUAGUUGCCCUGGCUGUGUGUUUCGGGUUGUUGUCAUGCUGGAAGACCCAGCCACGACCCAUCUUCAAUGCUCUUACUGAGGGAAGGAGGUUGUUGGCCAAGAUCUCGCGAUACAUGGCCCCAUCCAUCCUCCCCUCAAUACGGUGCAGUCGUCCUGUCCCCUUUGCAGAAAAGCAUCCCCAAAGAAUGAUGUUUCCACCUCCAUGCUUCACGGUUGGGAUGGGGUUCUUGGGGUUGUACUCAUCCUUCUUCCUCCAAACACGGCGAGUGGAGUUUGACCAAAAAGCUCUAUUUUUGUCUCAUCAGACCACAUGACCUUCUCCCAUUCCUCCUCUGGAUCAUCCAGAUGGUCAUUGGCAAACUUCAGACGGGCCUGGACAUGCGCUGGCUUGAGCAGGGGGACCUCGCGUGCGCUGCAGGAUUUUAAUCCAUGACGGCGUAGUGUGUUACUAAUGGUUUUCUUUGAGACUGUGGUCCCAGCUCUCUUCAGGUCAUUGACCAGGUCCUGCCGUGUAGUUCUGGGCUGAUCCCUCACCUUCCUCAUGAUCAUUGAUGCCCCACAAGGUGAGAUCUUGCAUGGAGCCCCAGACCGAGGGUGAUUGACUGUCAUCUUGAACUUCUUCCAUUUUCUAAUAAUUGCGCCAACAGUUGUUGCCUUCUCACCAAGCUGCUUGCCUAUUGUCCUGUAGCCCAUCCCAGCCUUGUGCAGGUCUACAAUUUUAUCCCUGAUGUCCUUACACAGCUCUCUGGUGUUGGCCAUUGUGGAGAGGUUGGAGUCUGUUUGAUUGAGUAUGUGGACAGGUGUCUUUUAUACAGGUAAUGAGUUCAAACAGGUGCAGUUAAUACAGGUAAUGAGUGGAUAACAGGAGGGCUUCUUAAAGAAAAACGAACAGGUCUGUGAGAGCCGGAAUUCUUACUGGUUGGUAGGUGAUCAAAUACUUAUGUCAUGCAAUAAAAUGCAAAUUAAUUACUUGAAAAUCAUACAAUGUGAUUUUCUGGAUUUUUGUUUUAGAUUCCGUCUCUCACAGUUGAAGUGUACCUAUGAUAAAAAUUACAGACCUCUACAUGCUUUGCAAGUAGGAAAACCUGCAAAAUCGGCAGUGUAUCAAAUACUUGUUCUCCCCACUGUAUAUCAAGCCAGUCUGAACUACAGAGAGGUGCAUCCUACUACACUGCUCAAAAAAAUAAAGGGAACACUUAAACAACACAAUGUAACUCCAAGUCAAUCACACUUCUGUGAAAUCAAACUGUCCACUUAGGAAGCAACACUGAUUGACAAUAAAUUUCACAUGCUGUUGUGCAAAUGGAAUAGACGACAGGUGGAAAUUAUAGGCAAUUAGCAAGACACCCCCAAUAAAGGACUGGUUUUGCAUGUGGUGACCACAGAACACUUCUCAGUUCCUAUGCUUCCUGGCUGAUGUUUUGGUCACUUUUGAAUGCUGGCGGUGCUUUCACUCUAGUGGUAGCAUGAGACGGAGUCUACAACCCACACAAGUGGCUCAGGUAGUGCAGCUCAUCCAGGAUGGCACAUCAAUGCGAGCUGUGGCAAAAAGGUUUGCUGUGUCUGUCAGCGUAGUGUCCAGAGCAUGGAGGCGCUACCAGGAGACAGGCCAGUACAUCAGGAGACGUGGAGGAGGCCGUAGGAGGGCAACAACCCAGCAGCAGGACUGCUACCUCCGCCUUUGUGCAAGGAGGAGCACUGCCAGAGCCCUGCAAAAUGACCUACCAGCAGGCCACGAAUGUGCAUGUGUCUGCUCAAACGGUCAGAAACAGACUCCAUGAGGGUGGUAUGAGGGCCCGAUGUCCACAGGUGGGGGUUGUGCUUACAGCCCAACACCGUGCAGGACGUUUGGCAUUUGCCAGAGAACACCAAGAUUGGCAAAUUCUCCACUGGCGCCCUGUGCUCGCCAGAGGUAGCCUGACUGCCAUUAGGUACCGAGAUGAGAUCCUCAGACCCCUUGUGAGACCAUAUGCUGGUGCGGUUGGCCCUGGGUUCCUCCUAAUGCAAGACAAUGCUAGACCUCAUGUGGCUGGAGUGUGUCAGCAGUUCCUGCAAGAGGAAGGCAUUGAUGCUAUGGACUGGCCCGCCCGUUCCCCAGACCUGAAUCCAAUUGAGCACAUCUGGGACGUCAUGUCUCGCUCCAUCCACCAACGCCACGUUGCACCACAGACUGUCCAGGAGUUGGCGGAUGCUUUAGUCCAGGUCUGGGAGGAGAUCCCUCAGGAGACCAUCCGCCACCUCAUCAGGAGCAUGCCCAGGCGUUGUAGGGAGGUCAUACAGGCACGUGGAGGCCACACACACUACUGAGCCUCAUUUUGACUUGUUUUAAGGACAUUACAUCAAAGUUGGAUCAGCCUGUAGUGUGGUUUUCCACUUUAAUUAUGAGGGUGACUCCAAAUCCAGACCUCCAUGGGGUUGAUAAAUUUGAUUUCCAUUGAUACUUUUUGUGUGAUUUUGUUGUCCGCACAUUCAACUAUGUAAAGAAAAAAGUAUUUAAUACGAUUAUUUCAUUCAUUCAGAUCUAGAAUGUGUUAUUUUAGUGUUCCCUUUAUUUUUUUGAGCAGUGUAUAUAUAUCAAGUCAGUCUGAACUACAGAGAGGUGCAUCCUAUAUAUCAGUCAGUCUGAACUACAGAGAGGUGCAUCCUAUAUAUCAAGUCAGUCUGAACUACAGAGCGGUGCAUCCUAUAUAUCAAGUCAGUCUGAACUACAGCGAGGUGCAUCCUAUAUAUCAAGUCAGUCUGAACUACAGAGAGGUGCAUCCUAUAUAUCAAGUCAGUCUGAACUACAGAGCGGUGCAUCCUAUAUAUCAAGUCAGUCUGAACUACAGAGCGGUGCAUCCUAUAUAUCAAGUCAGUCUGAACUACAGCGAGGUGCAUCCUAUAUAUCAAGUCAGUCUGAACUACAGCGAGGUGCAUCCUAUAUAUCAAGUCAGUCUGAACUACAGAGAGGUGCAUCCUAUAUAUCAAGUCAGUCUGAACUACAGAGAGGUGCAUCCUAUAUAUCAAGUCAGUCUGAACUACAGCGAGGUGCAUCCUAUAUAUCAAGUCAGUCUGAACUACAGAGAGGUGCAUCCUAUAUAUCAGUCUUGUUCUUCCUUUCCCUCCACAGAGAGUACUUCAGGGGACAAGUCGUCCUCCAGCUCUACUCCUUCCCAGUCCUCUUCCUCCGCCAAUCCGGGCCUGAACCAAGCCUCUGGCUCUAACCCCACCCCCUCCUCUUCCUCCUCCAUGGUCCCCGUGUCCCCCUCUGUCCAAUCCCAGGCCUCUGGCCUGCUCCAAGACCCCGCCCUCCUGCGGCAGCUCCUCCCAGCGCUGCAGGCCACCCUGCAGAUGAGCAAUGGCAGCAUGGACAUGGCCAAGAUCAACGAGGGUGAGUCGCCAACACCGCAUUUCUCCUGCUUGAUCUUUAGCAGACCUGGGUCCAAAUAGCUUAUUGGUUUAAAAGGGAAACUCUGGAGUAUGAUGUCAUUGUUAUAUCUAUAGAUGUAGCAUAGCUAUUGAUAAAAGCCUUCGCUAUUCUGAAAUGUGAAACACACAUUUGGAUUCUCUGAUGUCUGGAGUUAUCAUAUGACGACAAAGCCAGUGGUUUUGGCUUCAGAAGGGACUUUACAUAGCAGGUUAAGAGAGAACGCAGCAGGUAGGAUAGAGCUGGUUGGAGAGGGGUUAGGGGGAGAGCUGGUGAGCUAGAGACGUUAGGAGCGACGCAGCAGUUAGGAGAGCUGACGCAGCAGGUUAGGAGAGCUGGGCUGGUUAGGAGAGCUGGUUAGGAGAGCUAACGCAGCAGGUUAGGAGCUGACGCGCAUGUUAGGGAGCUACUGUAGGAGGCGGUUAGGAGAGCUGACGCUGCGGUUAGAGGCUAAGCAGGUUGGAGAGCUGCCGAUCAGCAGGUUAGGAGAGCUGACGGCAGCAUGGUUAGGAAGCUAGCAUAGGUUAGGAGAGCUGACGCAGCAGGUUAGGAGGCUGACGCAGCUGUUAGGUUAGGAGAGCUGGUUAGGAGAGCUAACGCAGCUGGUUAGGAGAGCUGACGCAGCUGGUUAGAACUGACGCAGCUGUUAGGAGAGCUGACGCAGCAGGUUAGGAGAGCUGAACGCAGCAGGUUAGGAGAGCUGACGCGUGGUUAGGAGAGCUGACGCAGCAGGUUAGGAGAGCUGACGCAGCAGGUUAGGAGAGCUAACGCAGGUUAGGAGAGCUGACGCAGCAGGUUAGGAGAGCUGACGCAGCAGGUUAGGAGAGCUAACGCAGCAGGUUAGGAGAGCUAACGCAGCAGGUUAGGAGAGCUAACGCUGCAGGUUAGGAGAGCUAACGCAGCUAAAGCAGCAGGUUAGGAGAGCUAACGCAGCAGGUUAGGAGAGCUAACGCAGCAGGUUAGGAGAGCUAACGCGAGGUGAAGUUAGGAGAGCUAAGCACAGUUGAGAGCUAACGCAGCAGUUAGGAGAGCUAACGCAGCAGGUUAGGAGAGCUAAAGCAGCAGGUUAGGAGAGCUAACGCUGCAGGUUAAGAAAAGGGUUAGAAUUAGCUAAAAGACUACAGUUGUCCGCGACUCGAACAUGCAACUUUUGGUCCGUAGCUGUACUCCAUCUAGCAACAAUCGUUUAGAUUCUGAGUGAUAUUUCAGAAGACAUCCCAUUUGGUUUGGUUUCUAGAGUUUCUCUUACUCUGACAGGAGCAGAUAUUGAAUAGGCUUAAUUCAUCAUAUCGAGAUUUAGGGAGCAACUCAAUUGAGGGGAGGGGUUGGUGGGUCCUAUUCCUGUGGAUGGGCGAUCCUGAGAAAAUCGUUUCUCACCGACCACAUGGGUUAGAAAUAUAAAAUAAUCUCAUUAAACUGCCCAUUCAAUGACAGUUUUGCAUAGCCUAUAUCCCUCAAACUCAACUCUGGACCUCCAAGCCAGUUCUACUGCAUGUUUUCAUUGUUCCCCUUUAAUCAGGGACUGAUUUAGACCUGGGACACCAGGUGUGUGCAAUUAAUUAUCAGGUAGAACAGAAAACCAGCAGGCUCCGGACCUCGUAGGGUAAGAGUCCGAUAUCUAGUCUGUUCACCUCUUUUCUACAAUUGCUUAUUGUAUAACGCUGCCUUUGAAAAGCACUGUCACUCAAUAACCCGUCUCCUCCUCUCUUGAUAUUUAUCUAUGUGUAUGGACCGGUCUCUGUGUGUUGCAUACAUAACACGUUUAUGGGUGCCUGUAUCUGUGGGUAUGUUUCUCAUUGUCCCGUGUGUGUUUCCCCCCCCCUCUCCUCCAGUCCUCGCGGCUGCUGUUACCCAAGCUUCCUUGCAGUCUAUGCUUCAUAAACUCCUCAUCGCUGGACCGUCUGUGUUCAACAUCACUGCUCUUCUUUCCCAAGCUGCUCAACACUCCAACCAAGGUAUGGCCGCUGUCAUCCCCAUCACCUCUCUGUUAGCUAGACUGCUUUUACUCUAGUCCUUUCAGUGUCUCAUGGUUGAUAUAUACAUUACGCUCUGACAUUACAAUUCUAUUCAGAUAGAAAUACAUUGUGAGGAUUCUCCUAUUGAAUGUUUUCAGGGUAGCCGUUAUUGUUGAAAGCUUUAACUGAAGAUUUGACCAAUAGAGUGGCGCAGUGGUCUAAGGCACUGCAUCGCAGUGCUAGCUGUGCCACUAGAGAUCCUGGUUCGUAAUCCAGGCUCUGUCGUAGCCGGCCGUGACCGGGAGACCCAUGGGGCGGCGCACAAUUGGCCCAACGUCGUCCAGGGUAGGGUAGGGGAGGGAAUGGCCGGCAGGGAUGUAGCUCAGUUGGUAGAGCAUGGCGUUUGCAACGCCAGGGUUGUGGGUUCGAUUCCCACGGGGGGCCAGUAUGAAUUUUUUUUUGGGAAAAAAAUAAUGUAUGCACUCACUAAAUGUAAGUCGCUCUGGAUAAGAGUGUCUGCUAAAUGACAACAAAAAAAUAUAUAUCUCUCAAGAAGAUGUAUGGGCAUCCUUCAGUUCAGGGCAACCAACGUCUGGUAGUUUGUUGAAUAAUCUAUCAAACUUUUGCUAUUGAUGUAUUUAACCAGGGUUGUCCUCUAAGCAAAGAUAGCCACUGCUGUUCAUUUAAAGUUUUGGAUGCAUAAGAAAAAAGCAACUUUUAGAAUGACUUAUGUCCUUAUAGGCGUAUAUGUAUAAUGUAGUAAUACCCUUUGUGUAUGUGAGAUGAAGGCUGUUCGUAUUAAACAUAGUACCUUCUUUGUCUUAUUCCCCUCCUGGACACGAACCAAUAGCGGCCCUGCAGGCAAGUCAGUCGCCCAUAUCGCUAACGUCGGACGCCUCCUCGCCCCGCUCAUACGUGUCGCCCAGGAACGGCACGCCCCAGACCAACGUCCUUACCCAGAAACCCCUGCUCAGCAUGCCUCCCGCCUCCUCCCAACCAAAGGUCUGCGCCUCCACGGAAACUGGAAACUUGUCAUUUUAACCCUGUGAUCUCAGUGUAUCUCUUCCUCCCCCACCUCACCGCUCUUAUCACCGUCCUCCUCUGCUCUCUUCUCCUUCCCUCUUUCUUGCUUUCAUUUUUCUUAUUUUGUCCCUCUGCAGGUUACCCCAGUGAAACCAGGACCAGUUUCUCAGCAGGCUUCAGCAGAGAAACGUCCAGAGGACCCCCGAACUCUCCAACAGCGGAGGUAGUUUGAAAUUCGUGGAAUGGUUCUUAGUAGACACGCAACAUUUACUUGUAUGCUCCCAGAAUAUAAACAGCCUUAUGAAAUGGAAGUACAGCAAUCCUGUUUGUAUCCUUGUCAGAAGAAUAGUAUCACUGGUUGAGUGUCUUUUUUUUUUUUUUGUGGACAAACGUCCUUACGCGUAAUGUCACCUACCUUUUGUGUCCCUGACCUAGUUGAGACGUAGAGGCACUUGUCUAUAUCCUGAAGGAUUGUUUAUAUAUGGGUAGUAGCAACUUAUCCAAUCCUUUCCAAUCAAAACAGGUGUCUAGGUGUUAGACUAGAGGUUGUUUCUGGAUGGCGCUAUAUUCUGUUUCCUCCUGGUCCUUAUACUUCUCUGCUGUCUCUGUCGUCCAGCAUUCAGGGGAGUCCACCACCAGGACCUAACGCCACCGGCGGCCACUCGGUUCCCAACGCAGCCUCAGCCCUGACCAGCACUUCUGGCUCCUUCACUCCCUCGCUGGCCUCUCACUUUGACGAGAACCUCAUCAGGCACAUCCAGAACUGGCCCGCCGAGCACAUCGAGAAGCAGGUAGGGCCUCCACUGUGAAGUGGGACAAUGGGUUGCUCAUUCAAUGUUGAGUUAGUUGUUUAGAAAGGAAUUGUCAUGCUCUACUCAAAAGUUUGUAGUAGAAUAAAGUAUUUGGGUGCACAAUGGGAUGCUCGACGUAAGUGAAUGUCGAGUUAGGAGUUUUUCCUGUCUGUGUGUCUGUCAACUAUAUGACCAAUCGGUUAAAUACAGUCAUCAUCAAAAUUAUACCACACUGUGUGGAUAUAACCGUGAUACACAGAAGUUGCUACUGUUGAAUUAAGACUUGGACUAGUCAUGCUUUGAUGUUAGUAGGAUAUAUGCAUGUAAUUGAGUUGUGUGCGUAUUAAUACGUAAAGGCAAUUUAUAUUGCAUUUAGUGUAGACAGCACUACCAUACAAUCAAAAUUCGUAGAUGGCAGUAGCUACACUUUCAACGCCACUCGGGUAACUUCCUGUUUGGAGUUGAUUGAAAAGGCACAGCACUCUUUUCAGUUUUGAUGAAAAAAAAAACUGGGUUGCACCUCGUUGGUUGAGCACCCUCCACUUCUUCCCUGUUUGGAGUUGAUAAAAUAAAGGGCGUGGCUAGCUCGCUCACUCUUUGGUUUGGGAUGCCAUGUGGUAGUGGGAUACUGUCAUUUGGUUUGCUGCUGCUAAUGGAGACCUGGUGGACAGAUGAGGGAACCAAAUCCCUUUGAUGGACGUUUUUUUUAGUUGUAGUCAAUAUUUAGCACUCGCCUCUACUACAAUGAGCUGAACUAACAAACCACGCUGGGGCUGGAGAGGGUGAGCUGCCUGCCCCGGCACACUGGCAAGACAUGCCCACUUAAACUUUUGCACACAUUUAUAGAAGGUUAUGGAACCAUUAGGCAGAACUAGGACCCUAGACAAUGUGAGCGUAGGCUUUUUGGUAGUCUGACUGACCAGUAGUAAAAUACAUUUCCUUCUGAAGAAAGCUGACUUUUUUUCCUCUCCCUUUUUUCUAUUGAGAUUUGACCUCAAUACUUAAAUGUUCAUGAGUUUGACUUCGGUAAGACAAACGUAGCAAAUGUUAACUACGGAGUCCAUUUAACUGUGCUGUGCUGGAUUAGCUGGUAUAGCCAAGAGAAAGGUGAGUCCCAUGAAAAUAAGAUAAUCUGCACCCUCUCUCCCAUCAUCUUCACAAGGACGCAAUUAAUAGUGCCGCCUUUCUCUUUCAGGCAGCACGGUUACGGGAGGAUGCCCACAACAUGGGCAGUCUCCACAUGUCCGAGAUCUGCACCGAACUCAAAAACCUCCGAUCUUUAGUCAGAGUGUGUGAGAUCCAGGCCACACUGCGGGAACAAAGGUAAGAAAAUGACAGACACACACUAGGAAUGCGUCUUCACGAUACGUUGUUUAUUUUCUUAAAACUGUCCCUUUCUAUCUCCCGCUUUCUACCAGAAUACUGUUCCUGAGACAGCAGAGCAAAGAACUGGACAAGCUGAAGAACCAGAACUCUUACAUGGUCUGA